Dimorphilus gyrociliatus is the source of this 2085-nucleotide messenger RNA. Lineage: Eukaryota; Metazoa; Annelida; Polychaeta; Dinophilidae. The record is from the annotation of a GenBank genome assembly.
AGGUUGAAUUUUGCCCUUGUUAAUCGUUUGAAUACCAGUCGCAGAAUUUGGGAGCAGUCGUUACGGAAAUAGCUCCUAUUUUUGAUACUAUUAGUCCUCAAAAACAGCAAGUCACGGUGAUCGUUUUUGCUAUCAAUCGCGCCACACUACCUAAAACAAAAAAAAUAAACGCUUCAUUUUAACGCAAUCAUGGGCCUGCUGAGCGAGGGUUCUCCACUAUCUUGGCAAGAAACAAGAAAAUACGCAGAGCACGUCAGGAAAUUAGGAAUUGAGCAAUUUAUAAAACUCUACCAUAAACUGAAGAAUAGAAGAGGCGAUGAAUUGAAAUGGGGCGACGAGGUUGAAUAUAUGUUGGUUCAAUUCGAUGAUCAAGCCAAACGAGCUAGAGUUGUACUCAAAGCGGAGGAAAUCUUGGAUAUUCUUCAGGAAAAGGAAAGAAAUUUCCCAAAUGAUCAUCCAACAACUUGGAGACCGGAAUAUGCAUGCUACAUGAUUGAAGGAACUCCCGGAAAGCCUUACGGACAUUUAAUGGCUCAUUUUAACGUAGUGGAAGCUAAUAUGGAAUUGAGAAGAAAUGAAGUUAAAAAAUUGCUGAAAGAUAAUGAAUAUCCAUUGAGUUUAGCAGUUUUUCCGAGAGUGGGUUGUCCUGACUUUACUUUCCCAAAACUCGAACCAACACCUAACUCAGGAGCUUCUCAUUCGUUGUAUUUUCCGGACGAAGCUAUCUUCGGAAUGCAUCCCAGAUUUAAAACACUUACAAGAAACGUGAGAGAACGCAGAGGUGAAAAACCUCAUAUUAACGUUCCAAUUUAUAAAGAUAAAAAUACGCCUGAACAAACAUCAGAUGAUCCUGGAGCCAAACCUGGACACAUUUAUAUGGAUUGUAUGGGUUUCGGUAUGGGAUGCAGUUGUUUGCAAAUGACAUUCCAAGCCUGCUGUGUUGAUGAAGCUCGUCUUUUGUAUGAUGAAUUGUCUCCGCUGUGCCCAAUCAUUCUCGCUUUAUCGGCGGCUACACCGUAUUUCAGAGGAUAUUUGGCUGAUGUUGACUGUAGGUGGGACAUUAUAUCAGCCUCAGUAGAUGACAGAACAAGAGAAGAGAGAGGGUUGGAUCCGUUGAAAGAGGACAGGUUUGUUAUACAGAAAUCGAGGUACGGAACCGCUGACUCCUACCUUCACGAUAAACACGCAAAAUAUAAUGAUGUUGAGUUAUUAUACGACAAAAAGAUCUAUGACAAACUGAGAGAGAAUGACAUUGAUGACCUACUGGCACAGCACAUAGCUCAUUUAUUUAUAAGAGAUACAUUAUCAUUGUUUUCUGAGAAAAUAGAUCCAAGUGGUGAUGACGAUACUGAUCAUUUUGAGAACAUUCAAAGUACCAAUUGGCAAAGUAUGAGAUUUAAACCUCCUCCUCCCCAAUCUUCAAUUGGAUGGAGAGUAGAAUUUAGACCAACUGAGGUUCAAUUAACAGAUUUUGAAAAUGCGGCAUUUGCCACUUUCAUUGUUAUGUUAACAAGAGCAAUAAUGUCCUACAAGUUGCACUUUGUCUUGCCAAUCUCAAAGUUACAUGAAAAUAUGCAAAAGGCUCAAAAGAGGGACGCUGUUUUGAAUGAGAAGUUUUGGUUUAGAAGAUAUGUAACAGAGUGUGAAGGAUACAAUUGCUGUGAAACAGUUCAAUUGUCCGUCAAUGAAAUUAUUAAUGGUUGUAGUAAUUUUCCAGGUCUUGUACCAUUGGUAAAGCACUAUAUUACAUCCAUUGAUGACUGCGAUGUUGAUACCCAAUGCACAGUUCUACAGUACUUAAAGCUCAUUGAAAGAAGAGCAAGCGGAGAAUUAUGGACAGCAGCUAAAUGGUUAAGACAUUUGGUUACCAGUCAUCCUAGUUAUCAAAACGAUUCAAUCAUAAGUGAAGAAAUUUCCCAUCAUGUGAUGCGUCAGGCUGAAUUAGUGACAAAUGGGAAGCUGCUUCCGGAGAAUUUGUUAAUAAAUUUCAACACUAAAUCCAAAGGAGAUAUCAAUGCAGCUACUGAGAAACAUCAUAGCUUGUUAGCGUCUAAACGUAAACAAGCAACUCCGUCACAAAACUGA